Messenger RNA from Clonostachys solani, 921 nucleotides. NCBI's taxonomy places the organism in Eukaryota, Fungi, Ascomycota, Sordariomycetes, Hypocreales, Bionectriaceae. The record is from the annotation of a GenBank genome assembly.
AUGGCCCGUCUCAAGCUCCGCCGCGGGUACUUCCCCUACCCACCUGCCCCGAUCAUCUCGCUUCCACCGGAAUUUCCUCCCCCUCCGCCAUCGUAUGAAGAGAGCUCCGGCUCCAGGCCACCAGCCUAUGCCGCCCCAGGCCAAGGCCCAAACAUCUCCCCCGCCCCCGAGGUGAACCAGGCGCGGGCUGCCUUCACCCAGGAACUGCCCCAAGAGCAGCCCUACCCGCGCUGGGUCAGACGCAACCUCUCUGCUACCACAUUCACCGUCUUCUUCAUGAUCCUCGUCGCCAUCCCCCAUCUGAUCUUCGCCUGCAUCGUCGCCAAGGACCUCCACGACGAGUACGUAUCACCCAACCACUUCACCCUUCAACCCAAAACUAACCACUCCCUCAGUGAAAAUGGCUCCAAGUGCGGCAGAUACUACAUCUCCCCCGCCGACGGUCCCCCCAACAACAGCGAGGGUUUGACAUUCCCUACCCCGGGCCUCUUCCACGCCGACUGCCGCCUCCUCUACCACUGGUCCCAGCUCCUAACCGCCGCCGCAUCAACCACCGCCCUCCGCGCCCUCCUCCAGGCCAUCCCCGUCCAGAGAUCCCUCAACUCAACGACCCCCAACCGCCCCCGCAGCCGCUUCGCCAAGUCUCUCCUCUCCCCUUCGGGCGUCUACGCCCUCCGCACCCUCUCCUCCUUCUCCCUCUUGGCCCUCUACCUCUCCUCGGGUCUCAUCCUCUGCACAAGUCGCUUCAUCACCGGCCCCCAGGCCCACGACUCCCUCCGCCCAGUCUACCUCGGCAGCGCUGGCCUCAUCUGGUUCUCCGUCCUCCUCACGGGGCAUCAGGCCGCCACGACGGGUAUAGCAAGCUGGUGCGCGAGAGGCAUGAGGGGCCCCCACGAGCGAUCCUACACCCCUUCGAUCUGA